This is a messenger RNA of Blumeria graminis f. sp. triticale, 1146 nucleotides long. The record is from the annotation of a GenBank genome assembly. Lineage: Eukaryota; Fungi; Ascomycota; Leotiomycetes; Helotiales; Erysiphaceae.
AUGGCAGCAAGUAGCCUCGUCUCUGAAGAUGAGCGAUAUCAAAUGUCAACCCAGUACAAGCUAUGGUCAUUUACAUCAGAGGCUCUUCUCGAAUUGCGUUCAAACACAAACAGGGUCGCAGCUGAGCGCGUUCGUGAGGCAGUUACGAGGUCUCGUACCAAUCAGAACUUGACCACUGAAGGAGCUAUUGUUCAGAAAAAUUCUGUAAGCAAUAAUUCUGUUCUGGAAGAAGAAAUUGAUUGCUUGACUGUUGAGGAAGAACUUAAAUUAGUUGUUUUUUACUGCCGACAGACAAUUCAGUUGGGUGACCAUUUAGGCUUACCUUCUGAUGUAAAGGCCACUGCAAUACAAUAUAUAAAACGAUUCUACAUUACCAACUCUCUAAUGACCUACCACCCGGCCGAUAUUCUCAAGACAGCUCUUUUCUUCGCCACAAAAACCGAAAACUUUUACUUUCGACUUACAAAGUUUGCCGACGCCAUUGGAAAAACGACACCAGAAGAUGUUUUAGCAUCAGAAUUUCUGCUAACCCAGGGAUUACGAUUUACUUUUGAUGUACGCCAUCCCUACCGAGCACUAGAGGGGGCAAUUAUGGAGCUACAGGCUAUCUCGAAAAUGGGAACGCCUGCACUUCCUGGUGACUCUAGUAUGACUAGCAAGAAGCCUAUAAACAUGGAAAGACGUAUCAAAGACGCGCACAAAAAAGCUAGAGACUACCUGAAGUCAAGCACCUUGCUAACAGAUGUAUAUUUUCAUUUUACGCCUAGCCAAAUAAUGGUGUCAACUUUAAUGAUUUCCGAUGAAGAGUUAACGAAAUGGUACAUUAAGCUUAAAUUUCCUGGUCAAGAGAUGCAAAAUCUACUGUCUAAAGUACUUAAUACGAUCGAAAAGUGUGCUGGCAUGUUGAAGGCAAUAGAUCCACAUUCUGAACCAUCAACGCUUGAACGAAAAGAGCUACAAGGCCUGGCCAAAAAGCUAAAAAAGUGUAGGAAUCCUGAAAAAAUGGAUCUCGUCGGCUUACAGAGAGCUAAAAGAGAGGGAGAUUAUGGAUAUGGCGCCAAGGCUAUGAAAAAAAGAAAAUUGGCAGAAGAAACACAACAAGCAAAUACAAAUGAUAUUUUCGGGCCAGCAAUCAAAAUUCCAUAG